AUGCCAGCAAUCAAGAAAAAAUGGAUUAAGGCCAGUCAGGAUGGUGCAGAUGCACCUGAGGACAAUGAUAUUGAACCUGUGGGCGAUGAAGACAAAGAUGCAACAGGUACCGGUGAAAGUACUCCAACGCCAGUUAAAAAACCCCAGAAACGGUCUGCUCACUCACCUCAACAUUUACUGAGAGGAUUGGAUGGGGAAGUGCUUUUGGAGAAGCGCAAACGUUUCAUCCCACCAGCAGAGCUCAAACUUUCAGAAUGGUAUUGUUCUUUUGUUGCUUUUUAGUCUUUAAAAAUAAAUAUGCUUUGAAUUUUCUUUUGCUCUCUUUAGAUUUUUAUGAGCCUUGAAGCACGAACAACAUAGGCAUAUUAAUUAGAAUGUUAUUAUUUAUUGUUUUAAAAAUGCACAUAGCAAUUAAUUGUAUGUAAAUUAUUGUGAUAUUUCAUAGUUGUGGCUCUACUUAAGUCGAAUUUAUGGAAUAUGGUGACGAAAUUGGACUUUUUUUUUUUAACCAUAGUUUGUAAAUUUAUUGUGAUAGAACUAAGACGAAGCAGGAAAUAUCUUUAAUAACUUCGAGCCUUUGGGGAUGAAGCGUGUUUUUGAAAUAAACUUUAUUAUUAUUAUUAUAAAUAACUGUUCUGCAACCUUUUGAUAUUAUGUUACAAUUGAUAUUAUGUUACAACAUAAUAUUUCUAAUUCAUGCACCAUGCAAAAAGGGUAUAAAACUACCUUAAAAGACUCAUUUAAAAGUCUUUCAUUAUUAUUUUUUGGUCUUCUAUAUACCAUUGAAAAUAGCUCUGUGUGCCUUGUCUGGGAUGCAAGCCUUGGUUUGCCCACUAAAUUAUAAAAUAUGUUUUUUACAGUCUACUUUUUUUCUUUUAGGCUAGAUGAUAAUCUUGAGCAGCGCACAGAAGAAACUCUUCAUUUACCUAAUUUGUAUAAAUAUUAUACUGAACUUUGCCAAGCAGAAAGCUCUGAUGUUUUGGAUCUGCAGCAAUUUAGUCGGGUAAUGGCUUUUCUUCAUUGUUUUGUCCAUGUGACUUUAGUACUUGACUUUGCACAUCAAAUCAGUCAUUCUGUGCUUUCAGAUAAUGAAAAUCACAUCAAGUAAAGAUUGUUAACAUACUAUGAAUUAAUUUAAUUUCUGUUAUCUUGCUGAUUCCACCAAAUGAAUUUGAGCUCUAAAUUAAUAAAGAAACACUGUUGGACCAAUAGGAACUAAAUGAGUUUGGGCAGCAGUUUAACCUAUUGGAUCAACAGAUUGUUCAUCAUGCUUUGAAUUUUUUACAUGCCACGAGACAGCUGUGUACUUAGUAUUAUUAAUAAAAUGAUACAUCUAUUUUUUUAAUACACUUUUUCUACUUCAUGAAUCAUGAUUGAUCUGGAUAAUGCACUGCAAGUUUUUUUGUUUUUUUUUCUCCAACUCUAUUGAAGUUAAGGAAGCAUGUAGCAGUUUGCAUAGGGUACCUGGUAUUACUGUAGUAAUUAAACAGUCAGUCUUCACUUGUUGGGUUCUUUUUCAACAGACUGUCAAAGAUAAAUUUGGGAAGUCAUUCGGCAUUAAAGCUAAUUCUGUCUACAAGGCCCUUAUUAAAGAGAAGAAGCUCAAUAAAGAAAAGAAGAAGAGUGGGAUCAAGAUGAAGGAGGUUGUGCAUGAAGCCAUCAAUCAUUUUGGCAAUCCUGUAUCCUUUCAUUGGCACUAACUUUCUGGUUUUAUUUUAGCAUUUGAUUAAUUAUUAUCAAAAUACAUAUAAAUGACAUUCUUAAAAAUAAUGCAAGUGCGUUUGGUGCGUAAGGUUUUCUUUUGUUUUAUGGAAAUAGGGUAAUAAAUCUGUGGAGUACAAGAGAUGGGACAUUAGAAUAUUAAUAAAUUUCAAGGGUGAUUGGGAGGGGGGGGCACUAGUUUGGGAAUCUUAUAAACUGCGUUACUUGAGUGUAUUGGUGAGUUAAUUUUGUAGAUGGGAAGUUGAUGAAUCGCAGCUGCCAUUGUAUAAAUAGUUUCUUAUAAAUUUUAACAAAUACUGUUUUGAACAUCACUAGUUUCUAACUUUAAAAUUUUAUCUUUAAAAAAAAAAUCUCUCAACAUUCCUAUAACCUUAACUAACAUACAGUGGGGUGGUGUUCGAUUUUUUGCGCUAAAGACAUAUAUUGGAACUAAAUAUCCUGCCAUCCAGAUUGACCUGAGGCCAAAAAUUCUUAAACGAGCCCUAGAAAUGGGAGUACAAUAUGGUCAAAUAGAUUUGGUAAGCCCCAACUCAAAAAAUAAUAUUUUUACCACUUUUUAUUAAACUGGUUAGUAGCAAGUCUCAUGGGACUUUUUUUAUAAUUAAUCUUUUUAAAAAGCUUGUCUCCCAGGACCUUUUAUUUGAUCAAUUUUUUUAAAUAUUUUAUUUGGCAUGUAUGGUUGCAUAACUAAAUAUAUUUUAUAAACAAUCUAAACUGAUCAUAUGCCCACUUUUUUUACUCUUACAAUGGCCUACAAUGUACAAUUGUAAUUGUAUAUGUAACCAUUAGAUGUAUUUCUUAUAUUGAAAUUUUUCUGUUAAAAUCAUAUAUAUUUUAAAUCUAUAUGAUCUAUCAUCUCAUUUUCAUGAUGUAGGUGAAAGGCAUAGGUAUGGCUGGAUUUUACAAGCUUCCUGGCGGAGAACCACCCUCACCCAAAAAAAAGGAAAAUAAAGUAAUUCUUAGUUACACCAUACCAAACCACUUCAUAUACACUGUAUGUGGGUCUUCUUCAAAUGAUGAGCUACUAAAGAGUGAGAACCAUGAGCAAUAGAUUAUUGGUGAAAGAAGAAAUUAAUAUUUUUAAUGGGACUAAGAAAGAAUGCAAAUGUAUAUAAAACCACAGUAAAUUAGUCAACAGCAGUUACAACUUUGUCUUACACUUUAGAGACCCCUUGGAAUUAACUGCAAACUUGAAAAAUUCUUUACUAAAUUUUUUAUGUUAAAUAAGGCUUAACACUAUUUGUGACCUUAAUAUGAACAUUUUUAAUGUUUUCAAUAACUUCUAGGAGGAGGAAGGUGAAGAAAAGGAAAAGGAGAAAGAUGGUGAAUCAGCAGAGGGUAUAGAGUCAGUAGAUGAAAAAGAUCCAGAAUCAAAAGCAGCUGAUGAAAAUGGUGAAAAAAAAGAGGAGGGUGAAGAAGUUAAAACAAAAAAGCUGAAGCAAAGUAAGAAUAAAUGGAGCUUGGUUUUUCUGUUAAAAGUUUAUUUUUGAACUAACUAUUUUAAAUUUUAUACAGGUUUGAAAGUAAUUUAUUUGCUGUAAAGCUGUUCAGCUCAUUCCUGACAGCAGUGCUACUUCCGUACUUAAUUUAUAUUCCUGAGAAGUAACUCUGUUUUUGAAAGUGAUUUACAUUUGUCAAGAAUUUUUUUAAGCUGCUAAAUAUUAAUUAAUAUUAAUGAAUUGAGGAUAAAUCCAUUCAGAAAUGAAUAAGGUUAAAUAAAAAAAAUAUAUAUCAUUAAGUGUGAAAAAUAGACGCACCAUACUAAAGCACACAUAGAUUGUAAGUGAAACAAGAUACAAAAUUUUGGUUUUUAAAUUGAAAUCAUACAGAUUCAUGCCAUCGUUGGGAGUCUCCGGUGACAAAAGAUUUCUUUGUUAUUUUAUUUUAAAAUUUUUUUAAUUAAUUGUAAGUUGAAUCUUGUUUAUUAGAAAAGGAUAAUACCUCACACAAUUAAAAUAUUGUAAGCUAUUGAAAACUGAAUUAACUUCCCAGGUAAUUUUUCUCCAAAGAUUGAUCAAAGGGGCACCAAUGCUUAACAUAUAUAUAACUUUUCUCUGCUGUUAUCAUCAUCAUGUCCCUUAGUCCUUGGACCGUUGGGGCGCCACAGAUGACAUGUGAACUAUCCUCCUCCAUUCGUCUCUAUCUUCUGCACUUCGCACAGCAUUGCCUAGCUUUAGUCCUGUCCACUCUUUGAUGUUAUCCUCCCGUCUUUUUCUUUGUCUUCCUCUUCUUCUCCCUCCUCUUGUGGUGCCCUGCAAUAUUUCUUUGGCAAGCCCUUGUUUCCUUGUUACGUGGCCGUACCAUUUUAGUUUGCAUUUUUUCAGUCACCAGUAGGUCAUCGUACUCCCCAAUUGCCUGGCGAACCCUUACUUUCACUGUAUAAUUGGAGUUAUGGUCCCUAUAGCAGAUGUCAAAAUGCUUCUGAAGCAUCUCAUCUCCAUGGCCUUUAUUUUCCUAUAAAAAUCUGCUGUUAAUGUCCAGGAUUCGCAGGCAUACAGGAAAAUGGAGUGGACUAGUGAGCGCAUCAGCCUGAUUUUGGUGCAGGGGGCUAUAUUUUUGUCAUUCCAUAUUUUCUUGAGCCUCUUUAGUGCUGUUGUAGUCUGCGCAAUCCUGGACAUCAGUUCGGGUUUGGAGCCUUCUUCUAAGACUAUUGCUCCUAGGUAUUUGAAGCGGCCUACAGUCUCUAGUCUUUCCUCCGCGACCUUAAUUUCAGUGGUGAUGCCUGUGGUGUUAUUUGUCAUCAGUUUUGUCUUUUCGGCACUGAUUAGCAUGCCGUAGGUCAUUCUCUGCUUUCAAUCGUUAAUAAUAAAAUAUGGCACAUUUCACGACUCUGCUCAAUUAAAGUAUAUUGAAUUAGUGGCUUUGUUUGGAUGGUUCUAUUUUAAUGCUCUAUGUAUUCAUACAGAAAAAGUGGAGAAAGUGAGUUAUUCUUCUAUCAAUCACGGGGAUCCCCAGAAGAUUGAAGACACAUUCCCACUUGCCAUCACCUACCAGUCAGCCCCUAAAGCGGUAGCUGCCACCAGAAUUAGGAGAUACAUUCAAGAGAAGUAUGAUGAGAUUGUUCAAGAUAACAGGUAAGAGAACCAAUUAAAAAUUAAAAGAUUAUUUCCUUUGGUCUGAAUCUUAAAUUACUUUAAGAAUAUGAUGUUAGACUUAAUGCCAUUCUUUUUCUUUUACCAGUUUGUGUAAAGUUUGACAAAUUAUUUUUGAAUAAGCUGAGGUUCAAAAAUUAAUAGAGAAUUUGAAUACUACUUAAUCCAGCUGUACAUGGAUUUGUUUUUUGUUUUUUUAAAAGAUUUCUUUGUUGUUUUUUUUAAUAAUUAAUUUUAUGGGGAAAAAAGUUUUUUCCAGUUGAAUAUUUUAUUUUGAAUUUCAGAUGGCGUAAAGCUAUAGAAAGUGGUGUAGACAAAGGCUACUGGGAAUAUGCUUCUGGUUCUGGUAUUUCUGGGAAAUUACAUCUACUAAUGGAUGAUUUUGACCCAAACUGUAAGUCAUUUUUACAAAUUAAUUAAUUUAGCAUAUUUUCAAUUUCAGUUCAAUUAAUUGAUGCUGUAAACCUCUCAUUUAGAGGCAUUAAUAGGACUAAGAUUGGUUUUGUAUUUAGAUUUGAAUGAUGGUUAGAAUAGCAACACCUGGGUUUCCCAUUAUUCCUUGGGAUCACAUAAUAAAGUAUGAUACAUUUUAUUUAUUAAUAAUAUUUUUUAUCAUAUUUAAAAUGUCUGUUUUGCACCUCUGGAUUUUUCCUACCAACCUUUUACACUUACCUUGUCUUUAUCUCCAUAAGAACUACAUUCUUACCAUUACUGAUCUCAAUCAUAGUCCCAAAUAAUACUUGUAAAUGUUGAUCCAACCAGCUUGCCACAUACUUAAUGUAAUCUAAAUCUUAUCUGAUUUAAAUUUUACAUGAUACCUUGCCAAUUUUAAGUUAAUGUAUCCUAAACAAAGGUCUAUUUCUUAGGCAAAAAAAAAAGCCCUUUUUUUUUUGAGAAAGACCUAGAUAACUUCUGAAGAAAUUUUAAUGAAAUCUAAAUUUUUUAAAAUAAACAUAUUUCCUUUUUUUCUAUCUACUUUAAUUUGUAUUUUUUUUUUUCUAAAAUGGAACCCAAUUCUCUCUAACCGCCAAUCAUUAAGUUCACCACCAGGUGUUGUAAAGAAAAUUAAUUUAAAUUUACAACUAGAUCUUUCAAAUAAUUUACUGGAUUUUUGUUCUUUAGUUGUAAUUUGUUUAACUGACUAUUUUAUUAAUAAACAAAUCUCUUGACUAAGAAGGCUUUUACUACUAUUCAGCUGUUCUGAAAUAUGAAAAUAAUUUAUAGUAAAAAAUGUUUACCUUUUAAUUUUAAAAGAAGAGACUUUGAUUCGGAUUAAAUCUAUAUUUUGUUUUCUUUUUUCAAGCUAAUUCCAUUGAGGAUAGAAUCUGUGCUGCGAUCAUUGCAUGCCAUGAGCCCAAGGCAGCAUCUGCCAACCAAAUAAAAAAAUAUAUUUCUCAGUACCAUCCUGAUUUCAAGGUGGAUGAACGUCCUGACUUAUUUAAGAAAGCUCUUCAGCGAGCCAUCUCCAAAAAUAUUAUUACGUGAGUACAUUUUAAAUUUUUUUAAAAAAUUGUUUGUUGAUCAUUUCUAUUGUUUCCCUACCCUUUUUCUUAUUGAUUUUUAACUUAAUUUUUUGUAUAAUCCCAUUCAAGUGCUCAUAUCUAGGGUUAAUGGAAGGGUACAGAGCUUCUAUAAUUGAGGCAGUCUAAUUUAUUACAUUUCUAUGGAGAUGUGUUUUCCUUCUGUACCAUUGUCAAUGUUUUCAUCUUAAUUGAUAGGGAAUAUUUAAAAAAAACACUUUCAUGGCGUCUUGUGGACAUAGGCACCUGCAGGAUUAUUUUGUGGGGUCAAGUCAGUUAAUAAGUAUCCUUCAGGUUCAACACUAUAAAAACUUGCACAUUUCUUCCCCAAUCACAGUCUGAACAAUAGUGAUGUUCCAUGUUUAAAGGACUGUUUCGAAGUAUCCAUUGUGCCCCUUUUUCAAGACAAAUGAUUCCCGUCAUAGUUUUAUGAUUAUUUUUUUAUUUGCAUUUAGUGAACUUGGCUAAAUAUAUUUUCUGAUAAACUCCAUAUUGUCUGAUGUUUAAUCAUUCAUGACCUUUUUCUCUGUAAUAAUAUAUUUAAAAGAAAUCAGGAAAUAUUUGUAGCCAUCUCACACUUUGUCUUAACUGUUUAACAUACGAAAUCCUUUUGAUAAAGGGAUGAAUGGCCUGGGGUUUAAAUGUAGGAGGUUUUUUUUGUUGAACAUAUGUGCAGGCGACUAUGAUGUGUCUGAUUACAUAAUUGAUGUGGCUUUAUUUGUAUUCACAGGCAGCUGAGUGGUCUUGGUGCUAGUGGCUCGUUUCAGCUAACAUCUCAUUUCAUACCAUCUCCACUCGUGCUAGCUGGGGAAAAUGAUUCGGAUGAGGAAGGGGACAAUGAUUCUGGGAAUGAUUCUGUUUAUAUUCCAAAAGGGACAAAAUCGAGAGGUGUACCCAAAGUGAAGACAUUGGCAGUUGUUCACUCACCUCCAAGUAAAUCAAGAAAAAACAAACCUUUGAAGAAAACCAUCAAAAGUAAGGGUAAGGAAACAAGAUUUUCUGAUGAGUCAGACUCGGACAGCCAGUCACAAAAACCGAAAGGGAAACAGUCGACACCAAAAGGAAAACAGGGGAAAGCAAAGUCCAGUAGCAAAAAGCCAGCUGCACAGUCUGCUUCCUCUGAUGAAGGGGAAGAGGAAGUAAAAGAUGAACCAGAGUAUACACCUCGAAAGUCCCAGUCGAGGGGGGGGUCAUUGCCAGCCAAGGCUACCAAAAAUGGCCGGCAGAAAACCAAAAAGACUGACAGUGUUUUAGAGGAUGAUGAUGAUGAUGAGGAGAUACAGCAAGACCUUGAAUACACUCCGCGCAAGAGCAAAUCUAGAGGAGGGGUGGGAAAAUCCAGUGCCGCUAAAUCAGAUGAGGAUCAGCGGGCACCAAAGAAAGCGAAGUCCAAAGCUGCUGAGAAAGUUGUGUCUGAACCAAAAAAGAAUGCUCGUAAAACACCAUCAAAACCAUCAGAAGUGCAACACUCUGAUGAAGAAGAGCAGCAGGUUAAAAAGAAAGCGCCAAAAUCAGCAUCUGUUGAUGAAGAAGCUUCGGGUGCAGAGGACCCUAAGGGGAAAAAGAAUGGCCGUAAAAGAAAAGCCCCAGAUACAGUGGUCCAUGAUGAUGGUGCAGCAGUUGAACCUAAAGGGAAAAAGAAUGCCCGCAAGUCCAAGUCUAAAGAUGAAAACUUAAGUGAUGAUGAAGAGCCUGAAUACACACCUAGAAAAUCCAAGUCCAGAGAAUCACAAAUUGAACAACAGCAAACCCCAAGCGACAAGAAGAAAAGAUCAAGGGUAAAUUAACAUACACUAUACAUUGUUGACAUUUCCAUGGCAAAGCAGGGGCACAAUAUGGGUUUAUGCUAGUCUGGGAUUCAUGCCAUGCUAGCUUGAGAUACGUUAGCUUUGUAACUUACCCUGGUUCUGGCUUACUUUAAUUUUAACGAAGACUACAGAAAAAUUCAAAUUGCACUUAUUGUCAUGGGAAUUUUUGUAAAUGCUUUUAUGGGAAAAAACGGGAAAGCGGAAUGAGUGUUAAAUCCUUGCAGUUGGUCUGACCUCAAUUAUUUUUAAAUGAAGUGAUUUUAGUAUGCUAUUCAAAUGACAUGCUGACAAGAGCAAAAAUACCCUGGCAUACAACAAGGUGAGAAUAAGACAUAAAAUUGUAAGAAGAAAUUUGAUAUUCCCAAAGUUAAAUUUAAUUGAAAUCCCCCAACCCUUGACACAACAUAACAUGUUAUAGUAUAUGGCAAAAGAUAUGAGAGAUUACUUGAAACUAUCAAGUAGUGGUGUUCAUCAAAAUCCUCACAAGCUGUCAGUGGGGAUUUUUUUUAACAAGCUGUUGCUUUUAUUCUUGAGUCUAUUUUUACCGAGAUUUUAUGACCAUAUAGUUCUUUUUCCUUGCUUAAAAUAAAUGUUUACGUGGAUCUGGACAUUGAUUUGAAUGAGUCCGCCCACUGUAAAAAUGGGCCAAGGAACGUACUUUUUCGUCUUGAAGGUCCCAACAUACAAAAAAAAAAGUUUUUAUUUUACAUGUGAACUGAUAUUCAAAUUAUAUUGUAUUUUAAUUUCUUGCAUGUUUUUGUUUACAUAAUGGUUUGUUUUUGUUUACAUAAAGGUUUGUUUUUGUUUACACAAUGGUUUGUUUUUGUUUACAUAAUGGUUUGUUUUUGUUUACACUAUGGUUUGUUUUUGUUUACAUAAUGGUUUGUUUUUGUUUACAUAAUGGUUUGUUUUUGUUUACACUAUGGUUUGUUUUUGUUUACACAAUGGUUUGUUUUUGUUUACAUAAAGGUUUGUUUUUGUUUGCAAAAUGAUUUGGUUUUGUUUACAUAAUGGUACCUAUUCUCCCUUGGCACAUUUUAACUUUCUUGCAUAUUGAAAGAUUGUGAGACUUUGUUAAAACCUUUAGAAAUACCUUUGUGUGUGCCUCAGAUUGUAACAUUGUUUGUGCAUGGGGUUUUUUGACUGGAGUCUCUUGAUACUGGGUCUCACAACAUCAGUGAACUUGUUUGGGGGUGGGGGGUGUACUUGUGUCAGGCCCUAGUGUUCUAGCUUUGAAUAAAUUGUUUUUGGUUGUUUUUUUUCUUUAUCCCUUGUGCUGAGAUGGAUGUGUUCUCUGGUCGUGUUUUGUAAGUGAAAACACAGCUGACACCUUUAACAGAGGUCUCUACUGUGUUAUCCUUACUGUGUUGUAAGUGUGCUUGUUGGCCCUAUUCACUGCCAAAAUGUAUGGAAGUAUAAUGUGAUACAUUUAAAAUGAAGGGCAUGAUGUUGUAUUUUUUUUAUGAAUGAAACUUGAAGAAUCUUUUCUUCCCUUCUUUAGGGCCUUAAUUGGUAUUUUUUCCUAAAUUUGUUUGUGCAAUGUAUAAUUAUAAUAAAUUAUACAAUUGAACUUCUUUAAAAAUAAUUUUAUAUUUAACUCCUGUCUUUACCAUUGGCUUGCAAAAUAUGUUUGUUGGUUGGUUUUAUUUUGUUUUACAUUAAGCUUUACGAUAUGUUGAGACGAUAUGUUGAGACGUGUCAAUUUUUAAAAAAGAAAAACACUAUUAGUUGAUGGUCUUAGUUUUUGGAAUGUUUGAUUUUAAAAUAUUGGUGUCCAUUGCUGAAAUAAUCAUGUUUCAUUUGAACUUUGGUGUGUUUCUGUUCAUCAUUUAUCCUGGACUGACAUGAAUAUUUAUCAUAAGUGAUUCUGAAAUAUACUUUUUCUUUAGAGGUUGUGGAUUAAUAUAGUAUUAUUUUAUACAGCACACAGAUUUCUUUGAUAUUUUGUCCAUUACUUUAAAUUAGAAACCCCUUCCCCCCCUUUUUUUUCUUCCAAUGCUUGUGUCCUCCUUACUUAAUGAAAAGUAAAAUCAGAAACAGAAGUCCAAAAGUUUUAAUGUAGUUUCAAUAUUUUUCUGUUUCUGCACCAAGUUUGAAACCAAAUAAAUGAUUGGACCCGAAGAAGGAUAAUGUCACGGAAAAUCAUUUAUUACACUUGAAUGACUGUAUUAAUGUCUUGCUUCAUUCAAUGAAACUUAUGAAAUAUUAAUUGUAAUGCCAUAAGCCAUCAUCUGUCACACUUGUAUGACUGUAUGCAUUAAUCAUUGUCUAACUUCAGUUCAAGCUCAUGAAAUAAUAAUUGUCAUGCCAUAAGCCAUCAUCUGUCACACUCACAAACGGCACCUGUUUGACUGUAUGCUUUGCGAUGGUAAGUCUGAAUCCUCAAAUUUCAUUCAUUAUCAUUUUACAAACCAUUUAAUUGGGUACCACCUCCUAUUCCUUUUAACUUUUGCAAUGGAAAUAUUGACCGUUAAAAAAAAAAAAAAAAAAAAGAUUUGUAUUAUUUCUAUAAUCAUUGGUCCAGUAAUUAUUCAUAUAUCUCUGUGUUUCAUAUUUACUUGUCAUCAUAAAACUUGUAUCCACACCUUGUUGUAUUAUUUGGAUUUUCUAUGUGCUUUUUGGGGCUGUACUGUAUGCUGUAUGG
Molecule: messenger RNA, 10786 nt
Organism: Lymnaea stagnalis (great pond snail)
Lineage: Eukaryota; Metazoa; Mollusca; Gastropoda; Lymnaeidae
Source: the annotation of a GenBank genome assembly